This is a messenger RNA of Rhagoletis zephyria (snowberry fruit fly), 549 nucleotides long. Lineage: Eukaryota; Metazoa; Arthropoda; Insecta; Diptera; Tephritidae. The record is from RefSeq and is a predicted model, not a curated record.
AUGUCUGAAACUUAUGAUAUGUACGACGAGUUUGAUUGUAUUGUCGAAGAAGGAGCCAAGACAAUGGAGGUGAAAGAAGAAGAAGAAGAUUCGGAGACUAAUUAUGAUGCUUUGGAAAGUGAUGAUGAUCAAUCAGCAGGAAAUGAAACAGUGGUGAAAACUGAAGAACAGGAUGAAUCUGCAAUUGAUAUGUUCGAUGAUGAGUUUCAUGCGAUUAUGGAACAGGAUUUUUCUGCAAAAACAAAUGCCAAUGAAACGAGUGAAGCAGUGAUGGUCGAGGAAGAACACGAAACGGAUUCAGAUGCCACUGAAAUUGAUGAUGAUGAUCAUUCAGCAGUCAGUGAACCUCAGCAAAACACCGAACCAGUGGUCAACCGUAGCCCGAGGAGUGCAACUGGGGAACAACAGCGGAGCCGUCGUCGUAGACGAGCUAAGAAGAGCCACAAGUGUCAGCAGUGCGACAAAAGCUUUGAUUGUCCAUCUUAUCUUAAACGACACCAAAUAGUGCACACUGGCAUUAAAGCUUACCAGUGCCCAACAUGCUCCAAA